Messenger RNA from Eruca vesicaria subsp. sativa (arugula), 746 nucleotides. NCBI's taxonomy places the organism in Eukaryota, Viridiplantae, Streptophyta, Magnoliopsida, Brassicales, Brassicaceae. The record is from the annotation of a GenBank genome assembly.
CUCUGAUCUAUACCCUUUUUUAAUUUAUUUUCGUUUUCUCUCUCGAUUCAGCUAAGCUUUGAUUCAAUCUCUUUCUCAAUUUUCAAAAUCAUCUUCUCUUUCGCUUGUUGACUUUUUUUAGAUCUAAGGAAUGAAUCUAUGAGCUGCUCAAUUCUGUUUCGUCGGAUUCGAAUUGUACACUCUUUCUCCGUCGUUUACCUUUACUACUCUUACGUUUUCUCUUGAACUACUAAUCUUUCUCCGAUCUGAUUUUGAUUUAACCAAUUCUUUGAUAAAUUAGAGGAAAAUAUAUUAUUAUUACAUUGUUUAAAAUUUUGAAAAAGUCAAUGGGGUCGUUACAAAGACAGACAAGUCCUGAUUCCGACAACAACUACGCUUCGGUCACAGAUGAAAAAAAGAGGAAGAGAAUGAUCUCCAACAGAGAGUCUGCACGGAGAUCGAGGAUGAGGAAACAGAAGCAACUCGGUGAUCUGAUUAAUGAAGUGACUGUUCUGAAGAAUGAUAACGCGAAGAUCACUGAGCAGGUUGAUGCGGUUACGAGGAAGUACGUGGAGAUGGAGUCGAGAAACGAUGUGCUGAGAGCACAAGCUGUGGAGUUGACGGAGAGGUUGAGAUCGUUGAACUCUGUGCUUGAGAUGGUUGAAGAGAUUAGUGGUCAGGCUUUGGAUAUUCCAGAGAUUAAUCCUUGGCAGGUUUCUUGUCCGAUGCAACCCAUUAGGGCUUCUGCUGAUAUGUUUGAUUGCUGA